AUGCGGAAUGCGGGAUCAGUCAGCGGCAUCUCACUUUUUCUCCAAAACCUCUCCCCCACCACAAUCCACAAACUCCCGGGCUCCGUGGCUUUAGCACACCUGAUAUUGACGCAAAGCUGCAGCUUGUAUUGUAAUUUUCCUUCCCGUCUCCGCAAUGGCCGACAACCAGACCUCAACCCAAGAGUCAUCCAGCCAGGGUCGCGGCGGGCGUCGCCGCGGCCGCGGAGGGGCAGCCCCCCGGGCCGUGGAGAUUCGCAACAAAAUACCGGCGAUGGAGAAAGACGACCGAAGCCUCGCACCCGCGGCAGUGGUCGUGGCGCUGGAAAUGCCGGCCGACAAACUCGCAGUACCGAUCAGACCAACAGCCACGAUACUCAGCCUUCGAAAGCCACGACCACAGUAACGAAGAAACCGGUAGAAGCGGCCACAGACGAUGCGGAUGAUGGCGAAGUUUGCUUUAUUUGCGCUUCUGCCGUCGAACAUACUUCGGUCUCUCCCUGUAACCAUAGGACGUGUCACAUUUGUGCGCUUCGGUUGCGGGCACUGUACAAGAACAAGGCUUGUGCUCAUUGCAGGACGGAAUCGAACUUCGUGAUCUUCACAGAUGAUCCAGUGCGACGAUAUGAGGAGUUCGACAAGAAGGACUUUGCUCGGACUGACCACAAUCUUGGUAUCGAAUAUGGAAGUGACGAGAUCUUCGGAGACACCGUGCUACUGCUGCGAUACAAUUGUCCGGACGAGGACUGCGAUGUGGCCUGUUUGGGGUGGCCAGACUUGCACCGCCAUGUAAAGAGCAAGCACAGCAAAGUUAUGUGUGACCUUUGUACCCGUAACAAGAAGGUCUUUACCCAUGAACAUGAACUAUUCACCCCGGCGGAACUGCGUAAGCACGAAAGGUCUGGCGAUGACAAGCCUGGAGCUAUAGACCAAAGGGACACCCCGAGUGUGGAUUUUGUCGUCAACGGUUCUACGGCGACGACGAGCUGUACGCUCAUUGCCGUGAUAAACACGAACGUUGCCACAUCUGUGACCGACGCUCCUCCCAUCGUCAACAACAAUACUAUAUUGACUAUAACGCAUUGGAGAAUCACUUCCACAAAGAUCAUUUCGCUUGCCUGGAUAAAGAGUUUUGUCGUUUUCGAGUCGCAAAUGGACCUGAAGGGUCACCAAAUAGAGGCACACCCCGAAGGGCUUUCGAAGGACGUUCGGCGAGACGCGAGAAUGGUUGAUCUGGCUGAAUUUGAUAACAUGCGGACUCCUUACCAACAGCAACGCCAACGUCGUGGUGCUGGUCGAGGCCGUGACCCCAACGCUGAGCCACUGCCUGUCUCCAGUGCGCAGCCAAUGACCCGUGCGGAAGUUGCAUAUCAGCGACAAAUGGCUAUACAGAGUUCUCAGUCUGUCUCAACACGCAACUUUGGAGGCCAACUGACUCGAGAAGAUGUUCAACCCGUGCGUGCUCCGGAGCGAUCCGCCGCUGCUACUCCAGUGCAGUCUGCUCCUGCGUCACGCUCUCAAGCCCUCCCUACUGCAGCAUUCGAAGGCUUGAACGUUUCUGCCAACUCCGCACCAGCGACCGCACAAGAACAGACCCGCCGAAUGCGCCAUGCGGCUGUAAUCGAACGUGCUUCGAACCUCCUCCGCAAUGAUGCCACCAAACUCGCCGAAUUCCGCAGUAGAGUAUCAAGCUACCGCGCCUCUUCCAUCUCAGCAACCGAGCUUAUCGAUGCCUUCUUUUCAUUAUUCGACACAUCCAGCACCGAGUUGGGCAAGCUCAUCAAGGAGCUCGCCGAGAUCUACGAGGAUGAAUCCAAGCGCUCCGAUCUCCUGCGAGCCUGGAAUGACUGGCGUGCCAUCAACGAGGAUUACCCUGCCCUUCCUGCUGGUGGUCUCUUACCUGGCAUGUCAACAGGCGCCGUCAACACUGGCGGCAACCGUGUCUUGCGUUUGAAGUCAUCGACUGCUAAAUCCUCCCGCUCCGCCGUGGGCAGAAGCGGCGCUCUUCCAAACGCCCCCUCCAACCCCUUCCCACCCCUCUCUGCCGCAGCUGGCCCCUCCUCUCGCCGUGGAAAGGCCACCGCUGCUACCCCUUGGGCAACAGCAGCCCCGCCAUCUUUCCCCCGCCCUGCAAUGCCUAGCCCGAUCAGUCGCCCAUCAUCUGCAACACCAUCCUCCAGUCGCGUUCCCGCUGCGCCCGCCCCCCGCGGCGCUGAUUCUUUCCCCGCUCUCCCUGCAGCGCCCAAGCCCAAUGUUCUCAUGGCUGGCAAGACCCGCGGUACCGUUCGCUGGAACGAAAACCGCGGCCCUGCCCCGAACGCAUGGGGCUCAGCCCCGAGUUCCGGAACCGCCUCUCCGGCCGAACCCAGCAAUGACGACUCAAAUAAUGGCAAAAAGGAAAGAAGAACAAGGGAAAGCAAACCCUGUUCCACUUCGGUUGAUUCACUAUCAUGUUUCGAUUGA
Molecule: messenger RNA, 2460 nt
Organism: Penicillium crustosum
Lineage: Eukaryota; Fungi; Ascomycota; Eurotiomycetes; Eurotiales; Aspergillaceae
Product: E3 ubiquitin-protein ligase HEL2
Exons: 5
Coding region: 1-2460 (819 amino acids)
Biological process (GO): protein ubiquitination; rescue of stalled cytosolic ribosome
Molecular function (GO): ubiquitin protein ligase activity; ribosome binding
Source: RefSeq, a predicted model, not a curated record